GGAAGUGCCGGCCGCAGCGCCGCGACGAGCGGCCGCCUGCCUGUGCGGGGUGUCGCGGUGCGCGGAGGCGCAGUACUCAGGACUCCUCCUGACUUGGUGCUGGGAUGGGACCACUCUCAGUAGUUUUCCAGGAAUCUCGUGCUGGGAAUUAAACUCAGUGGUGUACAGAAGAGAUGAAAUGUGGUCUGAGGAACGAUAUGACUAUGAAAGAGUUCCAAGAGAACGAGUACCUCCUCGAAGUCACCCUGGUGAUGGCUACCAUAGGGUAGUUAAUAUUGUGCCAAAGAAACCACCACUGCUAGAGAGACCUGGUGAAGGAAGCUACAAUAGAUAUUACAGUCACGUUGAUUACCGAGAAUACGACGAGGGCCGCAGUUUUUCUCAUGAUCGAAGAAGCGGUCCGCCUCACAGAGGAGAUGAAUCUGGCUAUAGGUGGACAAGAGAUGAUCAUUCUGCAAGCCGACAACCUGAAUACAGGGACAUGAGAGAUGGCUUCAGAAGAAAAGGUUUCUACUCUUCCCAUUAUGUGAGAGACCGAUCUCCUCAUAAGAGAGACACUUCUUUUUUCAGAGAAUCACCUGUAGGCCGAAAAGAUUCUCCACAUAGCAGAUCUGGCUCCAGUGUCAGUAGUAGAAGCUAUUCUCCAGAAAGAAGCAAAACGUACUCUUUCCAUCAAUCUCAACAUAGAAAGUCCAUGCGUGAUGGUGCCUCCUACAAACGACAGAAUGAAGGAAAGCCAGAACGAGGUAAAGAGAGACCUAUUCAGUCUUUGAAAACAUCAAGAGACACCUCACCCUCAAGUUCUUUAGCAGUUCCUUCAUCAAAGGUGUCAGACAAACCCAAUAGGCUAACUGAAAAGGAACUUGCUGAAGCUGCUAGCAAGUGGGCUACUGAAAAGCUUGAUAAGGCAGAUGAGAGUAACCUACCUGACAUUUCUGAGUAUGAGGCAGGACCCGCAGCACCAUUGUUUGUUGAUCAACCAGAAGAACCUGAUUCAAACGCAGCAGAUGGCAUAGAGUUGUUUGAGGACAGUCAACUCUCCAUUCGCUCUAAAGCAAUAGCAUCAAAAACCAAAGAAAUUGAGCAGGUUUACCGACAAGAUUGUGAAACUUUCGGAAUGGUUGUGAAAAUGCUAAUUGAAAAAGAUCCUUCAUUAGAAAAGUCUAUACAGUUUGCACUGAGACAAAAUUUGCAUGAAAUAGGUGAGCGCUGUGUUGAAGAACUCAAGCAUUUUAUUGCAGAAUAUGACACCUCCAGUCAGGAUUUUGGAGAGCCUUUUUAGAUUACUUGCUUAGGAAAGAAAAGUUUUUACGUCCCUCCACCCAAUUCUGUAAAUCCCUAAUAUAUGGAAUUUUUGUGAUGAAGAGAUAUACUUUAUGAUAGUUGGCCACAUUUCCAAUAUCAAAUAAACAUCUAAAAUAGCCUGUUUAAAAUAUUUUAAUUAGCUUUUUGAAAUCUACAUAGAGAUCCUUCUAAUACAUACUUAAAACUGCCCUUUCCUGCUAAAAUGAUGGGUCAAUUAGUUUUUUAAGCUUUGAAAAAGGAGUUCUGGAGAACAAUUUUCUGUCUUGAUCAUGUUCUACAGUCUUCUUUAGUAUAAGAUCAUAUAUUUGGUCACUUAGUAUUAAUUUAUAGGUAAGAGAUCAUUCCAUUUAAACAUUUAUAGUUUUUCUGCAUUUUAUAGUCAAUCAUACUUUGUAAAAAUGUUAGAAUUCUGAAUUGUGAUUUUUUACUUUUGUUCACUUAAGUUUUGUAUCUUUUAAAAUGCUAAGUAUACUCUCCAAAUAGACUGAAUACUUUGUUAGAUAAUAUUUGCGUUGAGAAUGAUUCCCACUGUUAGAAAAUAGAGCACUUAGGUUUCUAGAAGACACCUUAUGUAAAAUUAUUAUUUUCCAUCAACCCAGUUGUGUUCUAUUAAAAUAAUCCUAAAACUUUUGACAUAUGCAUGAAUCUUAAGUAACAUCAUAUACAUGACUAAGAGAAGGAGCAAUUUGAGAUGAAAGAUGAAGUCUGUUUUAUAGUUGAGAUACCUUUUUUAAAAAAUGUAAUUGAAGUGAAAAAUUAGAGAUGAGGGAAUAAGGGAAUUUAAUUUUUCCAUAGCUUGUAUCCCUAAACUCAUGAAAAUACUUCCAUGAUUAAUUUACAGAUCAUGCCUUUGUUAAUCUCUAGUAGUGUAGCAUCUGCUAUAGAAACUAGUGUAACAAAAAUUUUUGUUGUUCUUCUUUUUUAAAGAGUUCUUAGCCCUUGAAAAGAUUUCUUGAAAGAAAUAAAGUAAAGCAGGCAGUAAGCAGAGCACAACUGUCCUCAAUAAGCAGUCUCUGUAAACAUCCCUCAUGGGAGGUCAUCUACAUCAUGGCUAGUUAAAAGACCAGCUGAGAUGAUUAGGAUAUUCCACUCCCACUCAUUUCCUCAUCACUUCUAACUUCCCAGUGGCAUUUGUCCAAAAUAAAUAAUUUGUGGCAUUAUUAAACCUUCAAAAUCAUGAUUUAUGCCUACCCAAUUUCAUUACCCUCCCCAUCUUUCCAUUUUUUUUCCCACUUGAAUUAUGGUAUUAUUAUUAUUUUUUUUCUUUUUGGGUCACACCCAGCUAUGCUCAGGGGUUACUCCUGGUUCUGCACUUAGGAAUUACUUCUGGUAGUGCUCAGGGGACCAUAUGGGAUGCUGGGAAUCGAACCCAGAUCGGCCGCAUGCAAGGCAAAUCCCCUACCCACUGUGCUAUCACUCCAGUCCCGAAUUAUGAUAUUAUUUUGAGUAAUCUCUAUUGAUAAUACUUAAAGAACUACACCAGAGUAGAUAAAUCAUAUCAAAAAUAGAAAUUCUUUUUUGAGAUCAUCUUGAUUUUUUUCUUAUUGAGUCUUAUAUAUAAGCCAAAACUAAACUCCACUGUCAUCUCUGAUUUUCCUCUAUUAAAAUUAAUUUUGUUAUCCACUUCAGAAAAAACCAAGUACCAAUCAUGUUUCUCCCCUGCUCAUGUAUAUUUUUUCUUUAUCUUAAAUAUUCCACUUUCAGAAUUCACUUCCUUAGUCCAGUUGUCACAAAUUUUUUUUUAAAAAAAAAAGAUGCACUACCAUUCAGGCAAAAGAGCUAUCUGAUUGGUCAAAGUUAAUUUCACUAAAGAAGUUUUACUCACGAAUGGAUUUAAAUGUAGGUUUAACAGAUAACUUUUUCAUCUUCCUUUCCCAAACUUAUAUCCAAUAUUUAACAUCGUUUAUAGCUUGUCAUCACCAUUAUUCUGGUAGAGUUGUCAGUGUUGUUUUGUAAUUUUUAAAAAAAUGCUUUUCAGAGUCUAAUUUUGGGAUCAACUCAGAUAUGUUAGCAGAGUUUGUAUUUUCCAACAUGUUCUUGAUUAAUGAAGUUUGUUUGUAAAUUAUCUGUUCUUUUUGAGUAUGCCCAAAUUGAUAUGAUAAACUUCAUUGUCUUUCCAUAAAGCCUUGAUGAUCAACAGGGGGAAAAACAGUUAUUGUAAUGCUAUUUGUGAGUUUUGAAAAUACGAAAUAAAGCAACCAGUUUUAAAA
Messenger RNA from Sorex araneus (European shrew), 3515 nucleotides. It is a transcript of the gene PPHLN1, whose product is annotated as periphilin 1. Bases 179 to 1282 code for a protein of 367 amino acids. Gene Ontology annotation, cellular component: nucleoplasm. Gene Ontology annotation, biological process: negative regulation of gene expression, epigenetic; protein localization to heterochromatin; negative regulation of DNA-templated transcription. NCBI's taxonomy places the organism in Eukaryota, Metazoa, Chordata, Mammalia, Eulipotyphla, Soricidae. The record is from RefSeq and is a predicted model, not a curated record. The transcript is spliced from 11 exons.